AAGAUUCUCAAGAAUUUGAAACUGCCGAACCAAUAUUUGACCAAAAUUUAGAUGUAUAUUAUAGCAACGACUUUGUUAUUCCAUUUCAAGAUAAUGAUUUUGAGUUUUACCAUCACAAAGCUUAUUUAUGUAUGAUAU
Molecule: messenger RNA, 138 nt
Organism: Racocetra persica
Lineage: Eukaryota; Fungi; Glomeromycota; Glomeromycetes; Diversisporales; Gigasporaceae
Source: the annotation of a GenBank genome assembly